AUGAAGCUGAUGAUCAAGACAAUGACGGGAAAGGACCUGGAUAUAGAUAUGGAAUUGGCUAUGUCGAUUAGAGAUCUGAAGGUUAGAAUAGAAGAGCUCGUGAUGAUCUCUCCAGAGCAGCAGAGGCUUGUUUGUAACGGGAGGAUUUUGAUGAAUGACGAUGUUAAGCUCACCGAUCUUGUGAGCUCUGAAAGAAUGGCGUAUUCAGAAAACGUGGUCCACAUGGUUUUGGCGCUGAGAGGGGGAUAG
Molecule: messenger RNA, 249 nt
Organism: Ordospora pajunii
Lineage: Eukaryota; Fungi; Microsporidia; Ordosporidae
Product: putative ubiquitin
Exons: 1
Coding region: 1-249 (82 amino acids)
Molecular function (GO): protein binding
Source: RefSeq, a predicted model, not a curated record